AUGAGUGAUACUUUGCUCAGCACUGAACAGUCGACUAAGGUGUCGGUGACGUAUCGUCGUGGUCUGCCAGUCAUUACUGUGCCUCUGCCGUCGCGUCGUGAGAAAUGCCGCUUCACGUUGCGGCCGGUGUCACAAACCGUUGGAGAUUUAUUGGAACAGUUAAAGGCAGAAGAUCGCGGUGUCGAGCGGGCUGUAGCGAUAGCAGCUGACGAACGUGUGCGCAUCGCAUCAAGCGACACGGUUGAGGCUCUAUUGGAGAACGACUUUAGAAUAGUCAUCAAUGAUACCGAGUAUUAUGUCAAGAGUCCACCUCAGGAACGUCUUAGUGCUGAGGAGAUAACACGUUUAAGUGACGUCAGGAAUCUCGUUAACCAAUUAUAUGAAGCACUAAACGUUCGUGAGCACCAGAUUAAGAAAGAGAGAGAGUUGAGAUCGCAACUUGAGAAGCUGUCCAUGGAAUUGCAGCCGUUAGAAGAGAAACGGAUGUCCCUAGAAGUAGAGACGACACGAAAGACUUCCUUACUAACAUGGGUGGGCCUAGGUCUUAUGGGAGUUCAGUUUGGAGUCCUAGCCCGAUUGACCUGGUGGGAAUACUCUUGGGACAUCAUGGAACCUGUGACCUACUUCGUAACUUAUGGCACUGCAAUGGCUGCCUAUGCAUACUUCGUGCUAACUAAACAGGAAUAUGUCUUGCCAGAUGUAAAAGACAGACAGCACCUCAUUACUCUGCACAAGAAGGCGAAAAAGAUUGGCCUCGAUAUUAACCAAUAUAAUCAUCUCAAGGAUGAGAUUGACAAACUCCAAAAGGACCUAGCCAAGCUACGUGACCCCUUAAACAUCCACUUACCGGAACACUUAAAAGUGGAGGGAGCCAAACGAUCGCCUCUCACAAAAAUCAAAGACAUGAUAGAGGAGACCUCAAAGAAAAUCAAAAUGACGUAA
This is a messenger RNA of Pieris macdunnoughi, 942 nucleotides long. The record is from the annotation of a GenBank genome assembly. Lineage: Eukaryota; Metazoa; Arthropoda; Insecta; Lepidoptera; Pieridae.